CACCCAAAUACUGACGAUCCUCAGCUUCAGUCGCUCAACAAAGAUCAUUUUAGCCUGAUCUCGGCGUGGCUGAAGAGAGCUGAAAACCUCAGCUGAAAUCUCAGCUGAACUCCUCCCCCAUCUAUAAAUUGCCCUUGCUCCCCCUCCAUCCACAUUUUCCAUCCACAAAAAUAUACCAAACCUCCAGAAAUACCAAGCCCAUAUUUUCAAGAUGCCUGUCGAAACAGUCCAAGACCCCGGACAGGUCUUCGAAGCCAUCGACUCCGGCAACAAAACCAUCGUUCACUACUGGGCUCCUUGGAUGGGACCGGAAUCGCCAUUUAUGCCCAUUUUCUGGGAGGCAAAUGAGGACCGUGGAGAAGAGAUUAACUUUUUGGUUGUCGACUCUGGUUUUGUUCACCCGCAGCAUAGCCCGGAUGAAAUGCCCUUGACGGUCCUUUAUAACGGAGGCGAGGAGGUGGAUACUGCUCCGCUCGAUCCGGAUGAGAUUCAAGGGCUUAUCGAAAGGGCAUAGAGGAAUUGGGAUGACAGUGCAUGAGACACAUGAUUGUUGUAUUUAAUUUAUGUCAAACAAAGUGUGAAUUCAAGCAUAGAUAUAUAAGCUUAACCAUUACCAUAGUGGCCAACAUGGGAUUUGAUAGGCCAGUCUACAGCAUACAUUUCUUGCCUUUCUGC
Molecule: messenger RNA, 675 nt
Organism: Aspergillus wentii DTO 134E9
Lineage: Eukaryota; Fungi; Ascomycota; Eurotiomycetes; Eurotiales; Aspergillaceae
Exons: 2
Coding region: 212-514 (100 amino acids)
Source: RefSeq, a predicted model, not a curated record